Molecule: messenger RNA, 522 nt
Organism: Rotaria socialis
Lineage: Eukaryota; Metazoa; Rotifera; Eurotatoria; Philodinida; Philodinidae
Source: the annotation of a GenBank genome assembly
AUGAAACUUGUACUUGUCGUUGCUUUUUUAGCUCUUAUUUGUAUGGCUCGAACAGUACCGAUGCGAUCAUCAUCAACACGUACACUCAUUAUGUCUGAUUAUGACGAUGAGGAGCAUGAUCACAGAAUUCAAGAUAAUGUUGGUAACGAUGACGACGACGACGACGAAGAAGAAGAAGAAGAAGAAGCAAUUAUAACAACUACAGCAACUACAACGACUAAUCGUUUUACUUUUGCAUUUCCAACAAGAAACCGUGAUUUAAUACCGACAAGAAGUAGAAUACCGACUGAAACUACAACAGCCAUGCGAACAGCAAGCUCAACAAAAUAUGAUUUUGAUGAGGCUAAUGUUGACGAUGACAAUGCUUUUGGUGAAUAUGAUGGAGAUUUUAAAUAUCUUAAAAAGAUUCGUAGAGCAAUGCAACGUUUUUUCGAAGAACUUAAAAAACUAAUGCAAAAGAUCACUGGCUCUGAAUAUGUUACUGCAGCACAACAACGACAAAGCAAUCAAUAUGAUUCAUAA